This is a messenger RNA of Sciurus carolinensis (gray squirrel), 6889 nucleotides long. It is a transcript of the gene Dach2, whose product is annotated as dachshund family transcription factor 2. The transcript has 13 exons. The coding region runs from base 179 to 2068 and encodes 629 amino acids. The record is from RefSeq and is a predicted model, not a curated record. NCBI's taxonomy places the organism in Eukaryota, Metazoa, Chordata, Mammalia, Rodentia, Sciuridae.
UGGGUGAGCUUGAGCGUGAGCGGGGCUGCUGGAGUCUUGAGAACAGUUCAGAGCGAGCGAGCUCGCGUCAGAGAAAGAGAGAGAACGCGCGAGCGAGAGUGAGGGAUUGCGAGGGGACCUAGAGGAGUCAGGGAAAGAAAGCGAGGGCCGGAGGAGCCACGAUACAGACAGAGUGAGCAUGUCUGUCUCCGCACCUCCGGUGAUCUCUGCAACUUCCAGUGGUGCCGGCGUCCCGGGGGCCUUAUUUCGGGCCGAACCCCUAUACUCGACUCCGGGAGAGCCCCCUCGUCUCACCCCUAAUAUGAUCAACAGUUUUAUGGCCAAUAACCACAGCGGCAGCGCCGGGAGUGGAGGGAUCGGUAGUGGCAGCGUUGGCAGCUGCAACACCAACACCAACGAGUGCCGGAUGGUGGACAUGCACGGGGUGAAGGUAGCUUCAUUCCUGAUGGAUGGCCAGGAACUGAUCUGCCUGCCGCAAGUCUUUGAUCUUUUCCUCAAGCACCUGGUGGGUGGGUUGCAUACGGUGUACACUAAGCUGAAGAGACUGGACAUAUCCCCGGUGGUGUGUACUGUUGAGCAGGUCCGGAUCCUCCGCGGGCUGGGGGCCAUCCAGCCCGGGGUGAACCGCUGCAAACUCAUCACCAGGAAAGACUUCGAAACUUUGUUCACCGAUUGCACCAAUGCCAGAAGGAAGAGGCAAAUGACAAGAAAACAAGCUGUAAACAGUUCAAGACCUGGUAGACCCCCUAAGCGUUCUUUGGGAGUGUUGCAAGAAAAUGCCCGCCUUCUGCCCCAUGCAGUCCCAGGCCUCUUAUCACCAGGACUUAUAACUCCAACAGGUAUAACUGCUGCAGCAAUGGCUGAAGCAAUGAAACUGCAGAAGAUGAAACUUAUUGCUAUGAACACUCUUCAGGGAAAUGGAAGCCAAAAUGGGACAGAAUCAGAGCCUGAUGAUCUUAAUUCUAACACAGGUGGGAGUGAAUCCUCCUGGGAUAAGGAUAAGAUGCAGUCUCCUCUUGCUGCUCCUGGACCUCAGCAUGGAAUUGCUCAUGCAGCAUUAGCUGGCCAGCCAGGCCUUGGGGGUGCUCCUACCCUCAACCCACUGCAGCAGAACCACCUGCUAACAAAUAGACUGGAUUUGCCAUUUAUGAUGAUGCCUCAUCCCCUACUUCCAGUCAGCUUACCUCCUGCAUCAGUUGCCAUGGCAAUGAAUCAGAUGAACCAUCUCAAUACUAUUGCCAACAUGGCUGCUGCAGCCCAGAUUCACAGUCCACUCUCCAGAGCUGGUGCCUCUGUAAUAAAGGAGCGGAUCCCAGAGAGUCCUUCUCCUGCUCCUUCCCUGGAAGAGAGUCAUCGCCCGGGGAGUCACACCUCCUCUCACCCCAGCAGCAGUGUGUCCAGCUCUCCUUCUCAGAUGGAUCAUCAGUCAGAGAGAAUGGUUAUGAUGUCCAACAAUAGAGAGGAACUUAUUGUUGAUCAGGAUAAUGGACCAACCAUCAAAAAAUUCCAAAGGGAAAAUAAAGAAGAAGUACCAGUUCAAAUUCCAAUGAUGAAGUCACCCUUGGACAAGCUCCAGCUGGCUCCUGGGCAGGCAUUGCCCCCUGGAUUCCCUGGACCAUUCAUUUUUGCUGAUAGUCUGUCCUCCGUGGAAACUCUGUUGACCAACAUUCAGGUCAACAAUAUUUCUAUAAACAAAAUAAAUGGUCUGCUGAAAGUGGCUUUGGAUAAUGCUCGCAUCCAGGAGAAGCAGAUUCAGCAAGAAAAGAAGGAACUGCGAAUGGAGCUCUAUAGAGAGAGAGAGAUUAGAGAAAACCUUGAAAGACAACUUGCAGUUGAGCUUCAAAGCAGAACUACCAUGCAAAAGCGCCUGAAGAAGGAGAAAAAAGCCAAGAGAAAACUGCAGGAAGCCUUGGAAUUUGAAUCAAAGCGCAGGGAACAAGUGGAGCAGGCACUUAAGCAAGCCACUACUAGUGACAGUGGCCUGAGGAUGUUGAAAGAUACUGGAAUUCCAGAUAUUGAAAUAGAAAAAAAUGGGACUCCUCAUGAUAGUGCUGCUAUGCAAGCCUGAACACUGAUGCCGGAACUCCAACUGAUCAUAGGCACGAAUAGGGUGCUGUAGCAGUUACCUGCUUAUCUAGUGUUGUAAUUCUUUAGAUUUCAUACUCAAAUUCUUAAAUUAUGGAACCUUCAAUUACUAUUUGUUCAUUACUGAUAAUUAGAAUCUUGCACCUACAGGAAAAAUGUGCUAGAGAAUGGGUUUCAUACGUUUUUAGGGGAUAAUCAUAAUGAUGAGUGAAUCUGAUACUUUAUACUUCUUUAAUCCCUUUUUUUCCAAGGAGUUCAUAUUGCUUCACAAACAUUAUCAUAUUAUUUCACACAGCAUCCUAGUGGGGUAAGUAGGUGGAAAACAUUUUAAUACACAUAAAAUGUUAUUUCUAGAUGGUAUGAGAUAAAAUGUAGACAUUCCUGCUUUAAGCUAUGUUUACUAUGAAAUAGGUUUAUUUGUCAGACCUGGUAAUUAACAGAAAGUGUAUCAGGAGGUAAUUAAUUUGUACAAUUAAUGAAAAUUUGUUAUCAUGGCCUGGGAACUCUCCUUUCUAAAAGAAAGAUUUUACUGUAGUGUUCUCUAAGGAAAUAGAGGGAGCUCUUGUUUUUAGAGUUUACCCUGCCUACAUUUUUCCUUGAACUGUUGGUGGUGGAGCAAAACAUUGAACCCCUUUCUGUUAGCAUAUUAAUUAUCUGUAAGAAAGGCAGUGUUAAAAUUAGACACCCAAGCUACUAAACAACUCCCUUUAUCCUCUUUCUUCUCUCUUUUCCCCAAUCUUGCUUCCUCUUUGUUUUGUGAUCAACAAGCAAACAGAAUAAAAAAUAUAUAGACAUAAGAAAGGAGAAAGGCAGAUACAAUGGGACAUUUACAUCAUGGAUAUUUUGUACUGUUCAUGCUCUGUUCUAGAUAUGGCCAGAUGCCUAACAUAUUCAAGUGAUUAGGGCCAAUGAAACAUUUGGCUUGAAUUGCCCAGAGAAUUACUUGAAGUAUUUUUAACUUUUUUUUUUAACAGAUACAUGGUCAAAGACUGAUGAUAUAACCAGUCAUCAUUUUUAUGCCUCCUAAGAAUAUAAUAGGUAUUUAAGUGAUCAGAAACAUUUAAUAUCACUCCAAAAAUGCCCCCUUGCAUCAAGCAAAAUCUGAUACAUUGUGUUAUAUCUGCCCUAGAAUUAAUUUCUGAUGUGACAAAAGAACCACUCAUUUUAUGCAAAGGGCCAAAUGAAUUCUAACAAAGAGAAUGAAUAAAACUUUAUUAGUUCCCUAUGGAAGUUUAUGCAGAUUUAGUUGGAAUUGCAACUACUCAAUGCACUUUUAAAUAUUACAUUAGUUCAUGUCAAUGAAUAUAAUAUUUUAGUCAAUUCAUAUGCUGAAGGAUUUUUUUUAAGAGACAGACAUUUGGCUUCUGAUGCUCUCCAUGGAAUAUAAAAGAUCUGUUUAUGUAGAGUAGGUAUGAUGUUUUAGCUCAAUUCAGAGAAAAGUCAAGCUAAAAAUAGGUCCUGAAGAAGAUUUAGGCAAAUCAAAUGAAAAAUUUUAUUAAUAUCAAAUAUCUGAGCUGAAUAAUGAUGAAGAAUGACUAAAAAUAAAACAUCCCCAAAUGUUUCAACAUUAUAUAUUCAAAUGGCAUAUGUUGAAUGAUAAGGGAAAUUGAACAUCAUUUCUAAAUUAAGUCACUUAAAAAUAUGCUACUGCUAUUUUAUAAAUAUAUUUAUUUUCCUUGGGUUGGCCAUGAAGAAUCCUCAUGCAUUUUUUUCUGGCCUUUUUGUACAUAUCCAACUUCUUUAUGACACCCGAUUUUAGCUAUUUAUUUUCACAUUCUUUAGAUAUAUAAAACUUAAAAGAGGUUGGGAUAGCCAGUUGUGGCCCUUGAAAGAUAAUUCAACUGAACAGUAGAAUGUUUCCUGUAUGGAGCUUCUGUGCCAUGAGGUAUGCCCAUGUCAGUCAGUGAUGUACUAAGGAAAGGGCUGCAUGGGCCUGCAUUGUUACUUAAAACUGCCCAUGUUUGUAAAUAUAAAAUUCCCCCUUUUACCUAUUGGAUAAAUCUUAAAGUAAUAAUCCCUGCCAACACUCCCCAGAUAGUGUGUGUCCCUCCUUCAAAGUUCCCAACCUCCUAACAUUCUUCCAAAUAGACUUUGUUUGUUGCUCUUCCCGAUCUUUAAAAUUGUUUACAUCCAAAGUGUACAUCAGAUCAUCUCUGUUUGGAACUCAAAUAUGAACCCUCUUAAAAACAUGAAACAUUCAAUUACUAAUUAGCUGUUUCCUAUGUCUAAUAAAGUGAACAUGCUGGGUUUGGUUUAAAAUUCAGCUACUUCACUCCUCUGUUUAUGGUUCCAGAUGUUUUUGUUUUAUCUAGGAGUUUGCUUUGACAGCUACUACUAAAUGAUAAAUCACUCAUAUUAUAGCUGAAAUGCAUUUUGAAAUUGAAAUGUGGCAAACUUUGAGAUUGCUCCAACGAUCAGUGUCAGUUAGCAGGUCAAUACUGACUCCUACUUUUUGGUCAUUUAACAUUGACAUAUGUAAAACAAUAACAGAACAGGUGUUAACUUUAUACAACAUGCUACACAGGAGUGUAUUUUGCUACUGGUCUUAACAUUGGGAGAAAAAUUUUAUUACUAUGAAAUCUCAAUUUAUUAUACUUUGGGUAAAAAAAAUUGAUUCAUAUAAAUAUUGUCUUCUUGCUAGCCUAGGGUUUUAUUUUUUAUUUUUUUUUUAAUUUUCAAGCUGCUGUAGAAACUGUUCCUGAUAGGCCUUAUAAGCAGAAACAUUUAAUGAAGUGUGUGGGCAGAUAUGUUUCUCUUUUAAUAAAGACAUAAUUACACAUAAUAAAUGAGAUUUUCAGUAACUGAAUUUUUCUAAAUGAAGAAUGUUGAUUGUCUUUUGGCACUCACUGCUGUGUUUAUGUACCUUUCUCAAAGGGCAUUAUUUGUUUUGCCAUUGCUUUCAAGUUUGUAAUGUUCACAAUUUGUACUGCAUGACUUGAGCUUUACUAUAUUGUAUAAAUAUGAAUCCUGGUAAAAUGACUGUCUUGCAUUUGAUGUUGAAGAUCUUUCCUAUGAAAUUUAGGUUGUGUAUACAGAAGAUGAGGUAGACUGGAGAACUGAGCAACUAACUAGUUCCUUUCACCAGAUUAAAUAUUCUCAUACUCCAUGCACAAAGCAAUCUGAGCAAUUCUCUGGAUUGACAGAUUACCAGAGUGUUUUUAAAAUAUAAACUUUCUUUUGUUUUGCUCCGCUAAAAAGAUCAGAUAAUUUCAAUGAAUUUCUUGGGGAAAUAUCUGGUUACCCUCUAAUUAUGUUCAAACUUCCAGCUAGUCUGACUGAUACAGAAUCAAACUUAUUUAUUCUCCUAUUACCUUACCAUAUCUUUAUUUUUGGUUCAGAGGUAUUAUUCAAAAAUUUCCACUAACUGACCAUGAUACCCUUUACUCAGAAAAAAUAAAUAUUUUAAAGAUACCAUGCAUAAGGUCAAAACAUGUAUACUUUUCUCCUAACAAUGCUAAACUUUGAACCAGAUUAAUGAAUAUUUUGCACUAGACAUAUCAGCUCAAAUAUGAUAAUAUAUUCUUUAUGUGUAGAGAUGAUACAUUUGGCUCAUAAACAUAAGCUUUUUAGCAUUUCUUAAGCAAGAUAAUAGGGUCAUACUGAGUCAACAGCACUUUCUUUCCAGCUUCUCAUUUUGUAAGCAAAGGACAAUUUGUGAUUAGUAAGAUACUCAGGUCAUAAGCCAUUGUUAUGGAAAAUAACAAUUUUAAACAUAAAGAAAGAUAAUAAAUUUUUAAAAAGCCUUUAAUAAUUUUUAAUCACAACUAUCAAAUAUUACUUAAAUCUAGGAUACUAUGAACUCUAGAUUAUCAAUACUCAAAUGAAUACUGGUUUGAAUAAAACCUCUGGUCAUAAUGGUAUACAGAGCUAGUCUUUCUUCAUGCAGUAUACACAGUGUUAAGGUUAAACUUUGGAGAAGAAAUUCAAAAUGUACAAAGCUGUCAUUAACUUAGGCCAAAAUUAUAUAACUCCUUUCCCCCUAUUUUGGUAAACUAUAGGGACUUCAAUGUAUCAUUGUGUACAAAAGGAAAAAUAAUAUAGAUCACUGUAGACAUUUAUAACAUAUUUCAUGAAAAAAAUCAGUCUUCGAUUUCUUCAAUGUUGUCAAAAGAAGAAUAGAAACUAUAUCAUGAAAACUGAAGGACUUUUGAAAACUGACAUAUUAACAUACAGAAAUGUUAACUUUUACAAAUACUAAAUUAGACCUGUUACAUUAAAUCAUUUUAAGUUCCUGAAGAUAAAAGUUUUAGUAUUAUUAAACAUGUAUCAGAUUUAUUCCACAGAAGAACUAACUUGUUUUCUUUUUUUUAAAGGAGGUAACUAUUACUGUUUAGCAAUGGCACAACAGUUUUAUUCGGCCUGAAAGGUCCUCGCUGGCUUUACAUAAAUGAAGAUGCUUGUGAUUCCAGUUUAUCUCUGAAACUAUUCAACAUGGAGUUAUUUCAAUUGUGUUUAUCAGCAAAGCUUUGUUUACUGAAGCAGCUAUUCAAUCUGUUACAUUAAAAAAGGAAUAUGUGUACAUUUUGAAAGCAAUGAUGUAAACUUUGUCCUCACAUUAGAUUGACCAGUUUAAGAAUAUGAGCUAAAUCCUAAUGGCUAAAGUAACUUGACCAUAUUUGAUGCUUUUCUAUGAUUAUUUCAGCUUGGCUUUUUGUCUUUUAAGAAUAAAUACUGUAGUGUGUUAGAGAUUAGAUUCUUAUAUGUAUGGUUUCUCUGUUCUAUCAUAUAUUAAGUUAAAGUACACUUUCUUUGUUAAAAAAUGUACUUGCUAAACUUCAGUAUAAAUAAAAGCAUUUUGACUUUG